AGAAUCAAAAAGGCGUUGUGAAGAAACAAAAAUAGAAACUCGUUUCGAGGUUUUUUUUUUUUUUUUUUUUUAAAUGUGUAAAGCAUACAAAAGUCCAUUGUUUUGAGAAACAGAGAUGGUUAUGGGUUCACAAGUUCUGAUGGAGAAUUUACUGAGGGGAAAGUUUUUUGUCGUGACGUUAUUUUUGUGGGUUUCCGCAGUCACAGCCUCUGUGACUUAUGAUCACAAAGCCAUUCUUGUUAAUGGGCAUAGAAGAAUUUUGAUCUCCGGGUCCAUCCAUUAUCCAAGAAGCACACCUGAGAUGUGGCCAGACCUUAUUCAGAAGGCCAAAGAUGGAGGCUUAGAUGUUAUACAAACCUAUGUGUUUUGGAAUGGACACGAGCCUUCUCCUGGAAAUUAUUAUUUUGAGGAUAGGUACGACUUGGUUAAGUUCAUCAAGCUGGUUCAGCAAGCUGGCCUUUAUGUUCAUCUCCGCAUUGGUCCCUACAUAUGUGCUGAAUGGAACUUUGGGGGAUUUCCUGUUUGGCUCAAAUAUGUUCCGAAUAUUGCUUUCAGAACAGACAAUGAGCCUUUCAAGGCAGCAAUGCAAAAAUUUACUGAGAAGAUUGUCAGCAUGAUGAAGGCAGAGAAAUUGUUUCAGGUGCAGGGAGGUCCAAUAAUUCUAUCUCAGAUAGAGAACGAGUUUGGACCAGUAGAGUGGGAAAUUGGUGCUCCUGGAAAAGCUUACACAAAAUGGGCUGCUCAAAUGGCUGUUGGUUUAGAUACUGGCGUCCCAUGGAUUAUGUGCAAGCAAGAAGAUGCUCCUGAUCCUGUUAUUGAUACCUGCAAUGGGUUCUACUGCGAAAACUUCACUCCCAACAAAAAUUACAAACCCAAAAUGUGGACAGAGAAUUGGACUGGCUGGUACACUGAGUUUGGUGGUGCGGUCCCUCGAAGACCAGCAGAAGACUUGGCAUUCUCAGUUGCGAGAUUCGUACAGAAUGGUGGUUCAUUUGUUAACUACUAUAUGUUCCAUGGAGGUACUAACUUUGACCGGACAUCUGGCGGUCUCUUCAUUGCCACAAGCUAUGACUAUGAUGCUCCCAUUGAUGAAUACGGACUACUAAAUGAACCAAAAUGGGGGCAUUUGAGAGAUUUGCACAAAGCAAUAAAGCUAUGUGAGCAAGCUUUAAUUUCUGUAGAUCCCACGGUGACAUGGCCUGGAAAUAACCUGGAGGCACACGUUUUCAAGACAGAAUCAGGUGCUUGUGCUGCAUUCCUUGCAAAUUAUGACACCACAUCUUCCGCAAAUGUUACAUUUGGAAAUGGGCAAUAUGACCUACCACCUUGGUCUAUCAGCAUUCUUCCUGACUGCAAAACAGCAGUUUUCAACACUGCAAGGAUUGGUGCCCAAAGCUCCCUCAUGAAGAUGACUGCUGUAAACAGUGCAUUUGCUUGGCAGUCAUACAAUGAAGAACCUGCAUCGUCCAGUGAAGAUGGUUCCAUUACAGCAUAUGCACUGUGGGAGCAGAUUAAUAUCACCCGAGAUUCUACAGAUUAUUUGUGGUAUAUGACAGAUGUCAACAUUGAUCCGAGUGAAGGUUUUAUUAAGAAUGGACAAUCUCCUCUUCUUACUGUAAUGUCAGCAGGCCAUGCUUUGCAUGUUUUCAUCAAUGGUCAACUUUCAGGAACUGUGUACGCGGCAUUGGGGUUUCCUAAAUUAACAUUUAGUGACAGAGUUAAGCUGGGGGUUGGCAAUAACAAGAUUUCUUUACUUAGUGUUGCCGUGGGUCUCCCGAAUGUUGGCGUGCACUUUGAGACCUGGAAUGCAGGGGUCUUAGGCCCAGUCACACUUGAGGGUCUAAAUGAGGGAACCAGAGACUUAUCUAGACAGAAAUGGUCUUACAAGAUUGGUCUCGAAGGUGAAGCCUUAAACCUUCACACUGUAAGUGGGAGUACUUCCGUUGAAUGGGAACAAGGAUCAUUAUUGGCUCAAAAACAACCUUUGACAUGGUACAAGACAACUUUUAGCACACCAGCAGGCAAUGAUCCAUUGGCUCUAGAUAUGAUUAGCAUGGGAAAAGGUCAAGUAUGGAUAAAUGGUCGGAGCAUUGGACGCCAUUGGCCUGGAUAUAUAGCACGAGGUGGUUGUGGGGAUUGUUAUUAUGCUGGAACUUAUACGGAUAAAAAAUGCCGGACAAAUUGUGGAGAACCCUCCCAGAGAUGGUACCAUGUUCCUCGGUCGUGGCUGAACCCAAGUGGGAACUAUCUGGUUGUGUUAGAAGAAUGGGGAGGUGACCCUACUGGAAUUUCUUUGGUGAAAAGAACCAUAGAAAGUGUGUGUGCUGAUAUAUAUGAAGGGCAGCCAACCCUAAAGAACAGGCAGAUGCUAGACUCUGGAAAACUUAAUAGACCCAAAGCUCACUUGUGGUGUCCACCUGGGCAAAAGAUAUCCCAGAUUAAAUUUGCUAGUUACGGAUUGCCACAGGGAACUUGUGGAAACUUUCGAGAGGGGAGUUGUCAUGCUCAUAAAUCAUAUGAUGCUCCUGAAAGGAACUGCAUUGGCAAGCAAUCAUGCUUGGUAACUGUUGCUCCAGAAGUUUUUGGGGGAGACCCAUGUCCAGGAAUUCCAAAGAAGCUCUCAGUUGAGGCCCUAUGCGGCUAGAUCCUGUGAUCCAACAAUUUGCUAGACGUGGUGCGGAUCUUAUUAUAGAAAGUAUCUAAGUCCAAAAGUGAUGUCCCAUCACUUCGGGCUGUUGAUUUUUACGCCUCCCGAUUGCAAAGGCCCAAUCUUGCAAAUGGCUAUGUACAUAGUCAAGCUAUUCUACUGAAUAUUACUCCAUACAUUACGGGGCUUUCAAUAAUGAAGCAUUGAGCCCCCA
Molecule: messenger RNA, 2861 nt
Organism: Gastrolobium bilobum
Lineage: Eukaryota; Viridiplantae; Streptophyta; Magnoliopsida; Fabales; Fabaceae
Product: beta-galactosidase
Exons: 19
Coding region: 116-2644 (842 amino acids)
Biological process (GO): carbohydrate metabolic process
Cellular component (GO): vacuole; cell wall
Molecular function (GO): carbohydrate binding; beta-galactosidase activity
Source: RefSeq, a predicted model, not a curated record